CGAGCCGCGCCGCCCGCCGCCCGCCGUAGUCGCGACACAGCACAGAGGCGUGCCAGCCGCGGCGACUCGUUUGAUCCGGUGCAGCGAGGCGUGCAGCACCCGCGCCGCCGCCACCGCCACCCAUGGCGGACGUCACCUGACGCGGCAUGCGCGCGUUGCUGCCGCUGCUGGCCGUCGCCGCUGCGCUGCGGCCCCCUGCACUGCUCGUGCUGCGCACUGCGUGCUCCGUGCCAUCGACUUCCAACUCCGACGCCUUCGACGCGGCGCGCUUCCGCCAAUUCGCGAGCGUACAGCGAACCACGCUUAUGCCAGUGAAACUCCUCAGCUACCAUGACACAUGCGGCGUUUCCUGGAGGGAAUCAGUGGCGCGAACAGCGCUGUCGACCCUUGGCGCCGGUGGACUGGUGGAAUGCGUGGGAUGGCCAGGCACGAGCGUGUGCGGUGCGAUGUCAGCAGCGGCGCGCGUGCUGCGCAGACCGGUGCCAGCGGAGUGCGCGCGGGUGGGCUCGCGGGCUCAUGCGGUGGCUGAGCUAGCACGCCGGCUACGAUGGUCGCGUGUGUUACUUCCUCCUGCGACUGCCGACUCCACCGCUCUUAUCGCCCCAGAAUGCAACGCCGCGCUACUGGAGGUGGCGCGGGCGCUGUCGGCCACCGGCGCCACCAUUCGCUACAUGACGACCGAAGCCUCCGAUCUUCAAAGACGUUCACACGUGGUAAUACUCUGCACUUCCACUGGUAGUAACAGAAGCCAAGACACGGAGCAAUCAUUCAGCGGCGCGGAUGCACUGCUGUUGCUCCUCGUCCAGGGGCGUCCUACAAACCACCAAGGAUCAGGUGGUGCUAAUAAUAUGUCGGCCACCGAUGUCACUGGCGACAAAGAUACUAAAUCGAUUCCAAACGUCACAACACAUUCCUCUUCAGGUGAACGAUUAGAUUCUACUAUGCCUAUAAAUGGUGAAAAACAUAUUUUCAAACAUAGGACUACCUCACCAUUCCAUGAGCUCGAUAGUUUAAAAAUAUCUUCGAACGGAACUAUAAUAACCGGUGCAUCAGUCGCGUCGAUGGAUGAUGAUCACAACAAAAAAGUUUAUCAAAUUCUUACGACAGCACGAAACCAAACUACAAAACCAAAGUCGCUGGAUAACAAUAGUCAUUUGCAUGUUGUAACCGGCCAACAGCAAGUUCAAGAAGUUCCCUUGAAAGAGUCUGCUUCAGAUGUGAUAGAUGAGCUGGACGCAAGCCUAGACCGGCUUGGUAAAGCACUGCCGAACCGCGUGUUGGUACUACGCGACGCCGGGCUUGGUAACGAGCACGCGCGCUCCGUCGAUGCUUUGCACGCCGCCGCGCUACGGCUACUCGAGCGGGCUGCAAUUGCCGAUCGCGCGCACCUACAAUCCUUACGAACGAUGUACCCAUUAUAUGGAAGGAACGACCUACAGAGUGCUUGGCGCCUCAUAGCCACUCUCGACGCCACUUCGGUGCGACAACUUGAUGAGGACGUUGAUUGGGUUACUUCAGUAGAAUUCCACGAUAAAGGCGACGCCCUUCAGCGUUGGAACGCCACUCAUGAUGGACGUGACGGUGAAAGUGUAUUUGCGGGCUUAAUCGCCACGCUAUUGGCGGCGGCGGGCGCGGCGGCGUUGGCGUCGGGCGUGGCGCUGGGCGCGCGGCUACUGAUGGCACGGCGGCGGCGGCGCAGGCGACGCGGAGAUGCUGUGCUCGCGCCUGCAGACUUCACGUUUCCGGCAGACGAGCGGCGGCGUGUCGGAGAAGGAAUGGAAACGAUGCUGUCGUGUUGGCUAAAGCAGCUGCAUGAAUUUGGCGGACCGGAGCUGGAGCGUCCUGACCUGCUGAAGCAGCCGGCCGCAUCACCGCGCGUGCCCUCAGUGCCCUCUUCCACAUGUAGCGUAAACCGUACAAUAGCUGACCGACGGACACGCUACAGAGGCGACGCAGUACACCUCAAGUGUCUGCCGGCCGCCAGUGCGUUUGAACUUAAAAGGAAGGCUAUCGACGUGUUGCUCGUCAUGCAGAGUUUACGCCAUGAGAAUAUCAAUCCUUUUAUUGGGUGCCUGUGUGAUAACCGGCCAGCUCUGGUGUUCGACUACUGCGGGCGCGGCUCGUUGGAGGACGUGCUGACGGCAGACGACAUCAAGCUGGACUGGACGUUCCGCCUGUCGCUGCUCACAGACCUGGUAAAAGGCAUGCGCUACUUGCACGCGUCGCCGCUGCGCGUGCAUGGCCGCCUCUCAUCGCGCAGCUGCGUUGUCGACUCACGCUGGGUGCUGCGGGUCUCUGACUACGGCCUACCAGCUUUCUACCGCGCACAAGCCCUGCCGCAGCCGGAACGCUCCGCAAGAGAGCUCCUGUGGACAGCUCCAGAACUACUUCGGGAAAGACGCGGCGGCGGAGGGUGGGGUGCCACACAGCCUGGCGACGUGUUCUCUUUCGCUAUCAUCAUGCAGGAGGUAAUCGUACGUGGCGAGCCCUACUGCAUGCUGGCACUCACUCCCGACGAGAUAGUAGAGAAGGUCUCGCGGCCGCCGCCGCUGAUUCGGCCCUCGGUGUCAAUGGGCGCGGCGCCGCCCGAGGCUGUGAGCGUGAUGCGCCAGUGCUGGAGCGAGGCACCCGACCUGCGGCCCGACUUCAACCGGCUGCAUGAUGUUUUCCGGCACAUGCACAGGGGCAGGAAAAUUAAUAUAGUAGAUUCUAUGUUCGAAAUGCUCGAGAAAUAUAGCAAUAAUUUAGAAGAAUUAAUUAAGGAGCGUACGGAACAAUUGGAUAUGGAGAAGAAAAAAACCGAACAGCUGCUCAAUAGAAUGCUUCCGAGAUCCGUAGCAGAACGACUCAUGCUGGGCUCGCGCGUAGAACCAGAAGAGUUCGAGGAAGUAUCCAUCUACUUCAGUGAUAUCGUGGGGUUUACGGCGCUGGCAGCCCGAAGCACGCCCGUACAGGUGGUGGACCUUCUCAACGACCUGUACACGACGUUCGACGCGGCCAUCGAGCAGUACCGCGUGUACAAAGUGGAGACUAUCGGCGACGCGUACAUGGUGGUUGGCGGAUUACCGAAGCGUGCGCGCGACCACGCUGAAAGCGUGGCCACUAUGGCCCUGCACUUACUGCAUCUGGCAGGGCGCUUUCGCGUGCGACAUCUACCCGACACGCCACUGCACCUGCGCAUCGGCCUGCACUCGGGCCCAUGUUGCGCCGGCGUCGUUGGUCUCACGAUGCCACGCUACUGCCUCUUCGGUGAUACUGUGAACACUGCAUCGCGCAUGGAGUCCACCGGUGCAGCAUGGCGGAUCCAAAUGUCGGCGGCUACAGCUGAGAAGCUCCUGGCGGCGGGUGGAUAUCGACUACGAUCACGAGGCCUCACGCAAAUCAAGGGCAAAGGCGCAAUGCACACAUACUGGUUACUAGGAAAGGAAGGUUUCGACCGUCCCUUACCCACUCCGCCUCCUCUUGAAUCCGAAGAAGAAAUUCUAGUGGAAGCGGAAUGUGAAGUUGACGAUCAAGAGCCAGUCUCGAGGACAAUUUCACCGUCGACUCACUCUACUACUCCAGACACCGCUGUUGUAAUGGACGGAUGUUCACCCGAGAGCGCGACGCUGCCCAAAAUGUGUGAGUUAAUGGGUAGUAUGAGUCCCAUGAGUCCCACGUCUACGACAGCUUUGGAGGCUCUGCCACGUGGUCCUCUACACGGCGCCAGCGUCGAUCACAGCGCAGCUUACGCGCGAUACAGAUGGCUGCCGGGAGGUGCGCGGUCUCUGCGGCGGCAGUGGUCACUGGAGCGAGGAGAGGCACUGGCGGCAGCGGCUGCGAGCGCAGAGCCCUUAGCUCUGGUGGCGGGCGUCACUCCUCGGUCAGCCCCGCGGUACCGCACGCGACGGGAUCAGCGCGAGGACGAAACCCAUCUCACGUAGAUUAGGGUUGCCAUCUGUCCCGGUAUAGAGGGCAUGUCACUUUUUUAGUACUUCUGUCAUAAAAGAGCUCCCGAAUAUUUUCCACGAGUCACUUUAGUCAACAAAACCUUAAAUGGUUUAGUUUCAGGAAGUUAUGGCAACCCUAACUUAGACACACGUUCUCUUUCGAGCCUGGAUCCUCGUAUCCCACUUACCCCACCCUUUCGGUGCCGCUCGAUCGACAAUAAUUUUCGUAGUCGACGUCCGUGCCGCUCGUCCCGCGGCGCGGCGGAUUCCUUAUGUAGUGCGAGCGUCGCCAUUUUUUAAAUGUGAUCCGUCUCUGAUGAUCUCUGUAUUUUUGAAAUUUUUCGAUGAUAAAUAAAAAUUAUUUUCUCGUUUAAA
This is a messenger RNA of Manduca sexta (tobacco hornworm), 4304 nucleotides long. RefSeq lists its product as uncharacterized. Bases 147 to 3923 code for a protein of 1258 amino acids. The transcript has 13 exons. NCBI's taxonomy places the organism in Eukaryota, Metazoa, Arthropoda, Insecta, Lepidoptera, Sphingidae. The record is from RefSeq and is a predicted model, not a curated record. Gene Ontology annotation, molecular function: guanylate cyclase activity; ATP binding; peptide receptor activity. Gene Ontology annotation, biological process: receptor guanylyl cyclase signaling pathway; intracellular signal transduction; cGMP biosynthetic process.